AUGGAACAAGUCCGGAGCUUGUACAAGAGCGAAAUUGACUUUGCAGCACUCGCGUUGCAGUCACGAGAUUUCGCGAAACACUUGAGAUUUGAUGACCAGCUGGACUUUCAUGAUGAAGCUGCUGUCAGGCAAUUGACAAUCAGUCUGUUGGAGCAUGACUUUAGUCUUCGAGUGGAUCUUCCCAAGAACCGAUUAUGUCCGCCGGUGCCAAACAGACUGAACUACAUCAUCUGGAUACAAGACCUGCUGGAUACAAGUACUGCAGGUGUUCGUGAUGGCUAUGACCCUGAUCGAGGAGUCGUUGGACUGGAUGUAGGAACGGGAUGCUGCAGCAUUUACCCACUGCUUGGUUGCAAAGUUCGUCCCCGGUGGAGAUUCAUCGCAACGGAUAUCGACGAGCAAAAUCUUCAGACUGCUCGUGCGAACGUGUCGCGGAAUGGUCUAGAUUCAAGGAUCAAAAUUAUCAAGUCCACCGCAGACGCUCCUUUGUUCGCACUCGAUACUUUCGAGCAGGACACGCUUGACUUUACCAUGUGCAACCCUCCAUUUUACGCUUCAGAACAAGAUAUGCUGAGCUCAGCAGAGUCAAAAUCCUACGUUCCGUUCUCAGCCUGCACUGGAGCGGCGGUGGAAAUGAUCGUGGCUGGGGGUGAGGUCGCGUUCGUGACUCGCAUGAUUGAAGAGAGCCGGCAGCUGCGACAUCGGGUCCAGUGGUACAGCUCGAUGUUGGGAAAACUGAGCAGUGUCACGACACUCGUGGAGUUGCUCAUCAAAUAUGACAAUAACAACUACGCAGUGACCGAAUUCGUGCAGGGCAGCAAGACGAAGCGAUGGGCCCUUGCGUGGUCAUGGGAAGAUCGAAGACCGUCGAUGGCUGUGGCUCGGAAUAUUCCUGGCUUUCCGAAACAUCUUCUUCCCUUCCCGGCAGAUUUCACAUUCACAUUAUCGGCUAACACCAAUAUCGACGGCGCAAUCAGUAGAAUGAAUGCAGAAUUCGCUUCUCUCCCUUGGCAUUGGACCUGGCACAAAGAUCUCAGCGCAGGUGUUGGAUUCGCGCCAGAAAAUGUGUGGUCUCGACAAGCUCGAAGGAAGAUGAAAUUACUCGCCGGACAAGCUCAGUCUGGGACAUUGCUAGCUGUUCCAAAGGUCAUUGCCCUAGGAGUUCGAGUUCAGCUCAGGCUACUUCCAGGCGAGGACCGAGAGUCCAAGGAAGUGCAGGCAACGAUCCGCUGGAUUCAGGGAACCGACAGUGUGAUUUUCGAAAGCUUUUGCGGGAUGGCAAAACGAAAAAUAGAAGGCAGGUGA
This is a messenger RNA of Penicillium oxalicum, 1305 nucleotides long. RefSeq names its product DUF890 domain protein. Gene Ontology annotation, biological process: rRNA base methylation. NCBI's taxonomy places the organism in Eukaryota, Fungi, Ascomycota, Eurotiomycetes, Eurotiales, Aspergillaceae. The record is from RefSeq and is a predicted model, not a curated record. Gene Ontology annotation, cellular component: nucleus. The transcript has 9 exons. Gene Ontology annotation, molecular function: 23S rRNA (adenine(1618)-N(6))-methyltransferase activity. The coding region runs from base 1 to 1305 and encodes 434 amino acids.